AAUAUUCAGUGGAAGGACAGGGAAACAAAUCCCACAUGUAGCGCCGGAAACUGAAAACGUAUAAGGUAAUCCCCAGUAUGUGAUGUAAUGUAAAUCGGAAAUAGUGACACUGAAGGUUAUCAGAGCAUAUACUGGCAUAUAACCUAUUUAGGAAUGCAGCAGGAACAGGGCGGAUCUUAGGACCCGUGGCUUCAUGUCUUGAGGAAUAAUAAAAGUUGGGGUUAACCAUAUGCUGUCGACGCGCCUAAGACCAGUGCUCAAAGUGUGUGUGAGUGCUGCUGUGUGCACGGUGCAGUGUGUGCACGCUGCAGCGGUGCAACAACAGCCGGCUGAUCUGCUGCCUGUAUGCGCGUUCAGCCGCUGUGGCUCGCGCUCUGACGGGCUGGUGUGGGCUGGUCCGUCUGUGUUUUCCGGAAGAGAGAGUGUGAAACAUGGGACACAUCUGAGGUCAGCAGCUGAUCCAGCUGCCUGCUACACACGUAGCUCCGCAGCUGUGUGUGUGUGUGUGUAUGUGUGUGUGUGUUUGUACUGAUGCCUCUCAGUAAGCGCGUGUCCAUAAUCUGCUGCGAAUUGAAUCAAACAGGCUCCGUGCGUCUAAACGGGACGCCUCUGGAUCCCUUCAACAGGAACGCUUCAAGGAGCUCGAGCACACCCGAGCUGUAAUUGAGCUCUGGUAGGACCCUGAACCAGUCGGCCGCAGGCUGGCCAGGGUCACGUUGAUGCUGCUGGGUGCUGUCCAGUACUCUCCUCACCACCUGCUCCUGCUCCUCCCACCUCUACACCAGCCAUGGCUAUGAGCAGUGACCCUGUCUGUGAGAGGCUGGGCCCCGACUCUGACACACAGACCAGCAGUCUCACAGACACACUGUCAGCCAUGACGACCAAAGACUCGGGCGGCUCAGCCACAAAUGGCGUGAAGAAUGGCGGGGGUCAAAAGGAUGGGGUUCAGGGCAGGAGGACUCAACCACUGCGGCCUCAAAUGACUGGGAGGAAGUUAUCACUGCAGGAGAAAGGCACUUACAUGUCAGGCUCUGGAGGAGGGUACACGCAUGUUUCCCCCCGAGUGGCUCGCAAGCCCACCGUGGAAUCGAAACGUGUGUCCAUUUCAGACUCCCAGGACUGUAUCCAGCUGAACCAGUACAAGCUGAAGAGUGAGAUUGGAAAGGGCUCCUAUGGUGUGGUCAAACUCGCCUACAACGAGGAUGAUGACAAACAUUAUGCCAUGAAGGUGGUUUCCAAGAAGAAGUUAAUGAAGCAGUGUGGCUUUCCACGUCGCCCACCUCCGAGAGGACCCAAGGCAGCCCAGGGAGAGCAGCCCAAGAUCUUGGGACCCCUGGAGAGGGUCUACCAAGAGAUCGCCAUCCUUAAAAAGCUGGACCAUGUCAACAUUGUCAAGCUAGUGGAGGUGCUGGAUGAUCCUGCAGAGGACAACCUUCACAUGGUUUUUGAGCUGAUGCGUAAAGGUCCAGUGAUGGAAGUGCCCGCAGACAAUCCUCUGUCGGAGGAGCAGGCCAGGUUAUACUUCAGAGACGUCAUCCUGGGCAUAGAGUACUUGCACUACCAGAAGAUCGUCCAUCGGGACAUCAAGCCGUCUAACUUGUUACUGGGAGAUGAUGGUCACGUGAAGAUCGCAGACUUUGGGGUCAGCAACCAGUUUGAGGGCAACGAUGCUCUGCUGUCCGGCACUGCUGGCACUCCUGCUUUUAUGGCACCAGAGACUCUGUCAGACACACGGAAGAACUUCAGUGGAAAAGCGCUGGAUGUCUGGGCCAUGGGUGUUACUCUCUACUGCUUCGUCUUUGGGAAGUGCCCGUUUAUUGACGAGUACAUACUGGCUUUACACAAUAAGAUAAGGAGCAAGCUUGUGGAUUUCCCAGAAACGCCAACGAUCAGUGAGGAGCUGCGGACUCUGAUCUUGCGGAUGCUCGACAAGAACCCAGACAACAGGAUCACCAUCCCUGAGAUGAAGAUGGACCAGUGGGUGACCCAGGGAGGUACUGACCCGCUGCCUCUGGAGGAGGAGCACUGCUCUGUGGUGGAGGUGACGGAGGAGGACAUCCAGAACUCUGUCAAGUUUGUUCCCAGUCUCUCUGCUGUGAUCUUGGUCAGAGCCAUGCUGAGGAAGCGCUCCUUCAGUAACCCCUUUGAGUGUCCGAGCAGGAGAGAGGAGAGGUCCAUGUCUGCUCCUGGCAACCUGCUCAUGGAUGGGUGGCCUUUCCGGCCCUCUUUAAAACUUCACCCCUCACUCAGAAAGAGCAGCACAGGAGAUGGACCUCGAGAAGGAGAGCUGGAGGAUCUGCAUGAGGAUGAGCCCUCCUCUUGAGGCUUACAGCAGAGCUUUUUCUUCAACAUCACCCUCUGUACAGCCCUUUGCUUGAAUCAAUGAGUGCUCACCCCUUCAUCCACACCAUGUAAAACUACAGGCAUAUUACUAUAUACGCUGACGACACUCAAUUUUUUAUAUCUAAUGUGAUGCUUGUGUUUACAUCCGGACCUGUACAGUCAGGCUUGCUUUUGCUUCUGCUUCCUGCUUCGGCCUCAGAGUAUCUAGAUGCCCAGAUUUUUCUUCCGGGGAACUCAUUUUGACCUACAAACCUGCUUGUCUUAACCUCUCAACCACUUUCUGUUGUGACUGCCAUCGGUGGGCCAAUAACAAGAGGAACUCUCUGCUGAAUUUCUGGAUCAUUAACAGUGCACAUUAAUGUUGAUGUAGAGGAAAAUCUUGAUCAGCUGGCAUUACACUCUAAUGCGAAAUAAACUGUCCAACUCAGAUUUUUUUAAUCAUCUGCAUGAUUGAAAGUGGGCUGUCAUCAUCAGACUGUCUGAGGCCACCAGUUGAACCUGUUGAAGGGGAAAAAGCCUGUGUCAGUGAUCGUCACGGGCUAAUGCAUGUAAAUGACACUAAAAUGUCUUCUCAGUGGACUGCAGGGCUUUUAAUUUCCAAUCAGUGAUAUUUAAUAUUGUAUAUAGAUGUCUUGAGGUAUCAAACGUGUUCGUCUCACAGUCCUGUCCUUGAAUGUGUGCCAUCAGAAGCUUUUAUUAUGUAGCUGCGUGAUAACCGUCAAAGCUCCUUCUGUGCUGCCUUCAUUGUCCUCAAGGAGAGGAACUCAUCUGUCUGAAGGCGAUCCCUCUGAAAGGACGUCGACUUUUCUGCCUGAGCACAUGAUUCUUGUGUUAGGAGUCAUUUUACGCCUCUUCUCCUUCUCUUUUAUGUGUUUGUCUUGUUCCUGUUAUCUAAUGCUGUCUCCGUCCUUCAGUGUCAUACUGUAUCAUUCUAUUAGAUGCAAAGUCUUUGUCACAGAAAUGGGGAUAUUUGGAGGAGUGUGUUUGUGGCGAGUGUGAACAGACUGAAAGAAAUGACUGUAAACUGCUCCUAUUGCCUGUUCUUUAAAUUCUUAUUAUACAACACUUUUGGAUGCAGAGCUUAUUUGAAGGCAUGAAUCAUCUUGUUGUUCAAGUUUUUGUUACAGAAGAACUUGAAUUUUCCCAUAAAUUGUCUCUCUGGCCAAAUUAGGGCCUUAGAGAAAUUCUUCUACCCAAUUUUUUAGGGUAGAAGAGGAGGUCAGAGGAUGGGGGAUUGUUUGUUUCCUAAUGCUUAGUGGAGGCUGGUCUGACCUUUUUGGACAACCAAAAAAAGGACAUUUAAUUUCUCAAAGGCACUGUGGGGAAUUUUUAACUGAUCUUUUUAAAUAGUCAAACUCUUAUACUUAUGCAUUUUCAUGACCUACACAAUAAAAAGGAUUAUCAGUGACAGGAUUGAUUGUUUAUUCAACAUUUUAGUGCUUGUGUUCAGGUCAAACUUUCAUUGAUAAAAGCUGAGACGAUAUUCGGCACUGUCCAGGUAGUGUCUAUGUUUUUGACGUACGGUUUUAGACAAACUCUACAACCAGGGCGUUGCUGGGUAAAAUAGUAAAGUGGAUAUGAACAGGAUUUAAAGUUCAUGCUGUUGUGUGAAUGCUUCUCUACUCUUUGAUGACAGAAGAGCUAAACUGUCUGUGUAUUUGCCUCAUUCUGUCAUUUAUUGAGACACUGGAGCACUCAUUGUUACACCAAGGCUGUGACAGGGAACGUUAAACCAGUACAUCUGAUCACCUUUUGUUAGUUAAACUCCUUUCCUUGUCAGUUUGGUCAUGGUAUGUUUUACUGAACCAGUUGUUGAAACACUUGUGUUGUUGCCACAAAUCAACAAGAUAAUCUCGAGAACCAUCAAAAAUUGGGAUGACUUUUGUCAGCAGGGAGGAAUCAGGCUUGAAUAUCUUAUAGUGUGUACCCCACUUCAAUUUAAGUCUGUUUCUUUACCUACUAAAAAAAACCCUCACAGGAGCUUUAAAUUUCCUUAUUUACAAAGUUGUCAUUUUUUUCACUAUUUUUUAUAUGCAUAUUUAUAUAGGUUCAUUUAUUUAAUAUUUGCUGAAUUAAUCUGUGUUGAGAGAAGACUUGUUGCUGAUGUGUUUUCCGUAAGUCAGUGGUAGGGUCCAAAAAACACGAUCUGAUCCUCCCUUGCCUCCCUUAUAACUUUAGUGCCGCCCUUUACAAAUGUGUCUUUCUGAGUUUUUUAAAGCUCCUAUGAGGAACUUUCUGUUUGUGAAGAUUUCAGCGCCCCCCUGUGGACAAAGUAACAGCUCUUAUCUUUGUGCUGAUUUUGUCCUGUACAUGAGUAAGCAGUGUUUUCUAACAGAAACCCCCUCCCACUGUCUUAACAGUUGAACAUAUGAGUCAUUGCUGUGGAAGAGGUCAUAAAAGGCUUUUCCUCAGCAUACUGUCAAUCAUCUGGUCUGACACCUUCCCCCAUACAGGUUACAGGCAUCAACAGUUUCUCUAUAGAAACUGUCAGUCAUGUUGCUGAUAGCCUAGUUUGCAAUGCUGUGAAUUUCAUUCUGUUUCAUAACCAACUAAAACACCUCACAGGAGCUUUAAGUUACAUCUUGGCAUGUAAGUUUUCAAGGUGGAUAAGCUAGUCAGUUAGCAUGGAUCUGAAUAUUAGAAGCAAUGAUGAAUGAAACAAACUUUUUAUGUUCUUAAGGUCUGAGUCCCAUUUACCAUUCCAGGUGGUUGGCUAACUUGAAAAAGUGAAUCUGUGGUUUUUUUUGUCUCGGCUGUUGAAAUCAGUGCGAACAUUUCAGCCUCCAAAUUAGCUCUGCCUCACAAAAAUGUUUAUAUAACUCCAUUUUAUGAUUCCCGGCCGUGUGAAAGUAGAAAGCCUGUUUGGCUGGCAGAGUGCUCUGAUCACUUGAACCGCAGUGAAAAGGAGCAUUUCAAUGUCAUGAUUAGACCCGGGCUGCCAACAACAACACUUCUCCAUCCACUUCAGAGCCAGCCGCAGUGUGGCUGAUUAGAAACAGAGAGUGAGGCGCUUUGCAUUUCCUCGAUUAGCAUUGCCCUUGGUAUCCUCCAGUGAAGGAUGCUAACUGAAGCGUGGAGAGCGCAGAGGGGUGUAAGUGGGAAAGCUUUUCACGUGUUGUUAUUGAGCCUCUUUGUUUAGGGAUUCAUGUUCACACAGGCUUUAUGCACAAAAACUGUGAAUGCUGACAUCAGAUUGUCAAUUUAAUUAUAACCUGAGAAUGUAAAGCGUCAUAUCUUUUUAUUUUAUCGUCCAAAAUGAGGUGAUGGAAGAUCUAAAUGAAUCUCUUCAUGUUUGAGAUGUUGUAUUCCAAGUUAAAGGUUGUGUUUAUCUGUAUCUGUUUGUGUUUCUUGUCUCUGCAGAGAACGAUGUAAGUGAAAGAACACACUGACGUGCAGGGUAACCUUCAGUGAAGGGCUGUUUGAACCAAAAAGUAUGAAAUGAUGUGUAAUAUUUUAAUUUCUUAAAUGGCUGAGAACACUUCUUUUCUGAAAAUAUCUUUUAAGAACUUUGUUUUCUGCUUUACUUUCAUAACUUUGUACAGACAUCCAUCAUGUCAGAGCUUUGUAUUGUUGUAAUCUUACCAUCAGUGUUACUUACUUGCUCUUUUAUGUCUUAGUUUCAUUGUUGUAAAAAAUGUCUUCUAUGAAAAAUUUGCACUUUUCCACUUACAGAUACAUAUUAAAGUUAUUGUGCUUUCAUAAAACACUACUGGUACCUUCCAGCCAUUUCACAUUGUACGGUUCAACACUUAGGACAGACCCGAGAGCGUCACCUGUAAAAACCAUAUUAACUGCACGUUGGUACGUUCCUAUAGUCUCCUGUGCUCUUAAAAGCAGUACUCUGAUGUCUGCAUGUCCCAACUCUGCUUCUUAGUACCUGAGAAUUUUAAAAGUGAGACGAAAUCAACUUCAACUUCUUCCCCCUGUCUGCGUCUGAAAUCUGUGACAGCUGCAGGUUUUUUUUUUGCAUGUAGAGAGUUUUGAAUGUUGCGUAAACCCUGUUAUAUGCACAGCAGUCAGAGCAGAGGGGCAGCUUCAAACUGCAGUGUUGUAUUCAAGAGCAUCUCUAGAGAAGCAGUGAUGGUUGAUCAGUAAACAUUUAACCCUUUAAUUACAAUUAAUUAACAGCUACUUUUUUAUUACUGCUGUCGUAAAAGUGAUGGUUCUGUCAUGUUCUUCUGUCACUUUCCUAGUUUUAAGAACUCAUGAAAACUUUAAGGAGAUUUGUGUCAUGUUCUAUCAGAAAUAAGAAAAAUGGCUGUUUCCUUAGACAGACGUGUACGUUGAAGUAUGAAGGAAACGCUGAGUUUUUAAGCCAAAAAGGUUUUUGCCACUUUGUUAAAAUUGUUUCUAUAAUACUCCUUCUUCAAAAUGUUUCAAGUACUCAUUCAAUUUUGUGCAUUUUUUUUAUCUUUAUCCAUUGAUUCAUACAUUAAACUCAGCCAAAUUACACAGAAUCUGAGCAGAUAUGAACACAGAUGUUUUUUAUGGUCAAUCUAUUAUUUUCAUCAUCUGCAGAACAGGAUCCCUUUAUAACAACAACAUAAGCUUUGUUAUCCUGAGAUGAGGAGAAAAAAAGUCAAGAAUUGGAGAAAAAAAUUAAAUCAAGUCAUUAUGACUUAUUGCUUCCUUGAGAUAAUGAGAUAAAUACUUUUAGAAUUUGAGGAAUCAACCAGAAGUAAUUUUUAACAAAAGAGGAAACUAUGUAAUGUAAAAUGUAUGAAUGUAUGUCCACUUUGGGCUUCCGUACAGUUGAAUUUAGUUUACACUGUAUAUUGAUUAAAGCUUUAGCUAGCAUACAGCACUUCAUACAAGAACAUUAAUACACAAAGUAAGCUCUAACCAUAAUUUCCAGUUAGCUUAUAGCUUGUGUGCAUCACAGGAGAAUAACAUAAUAUAUUCCAUAGAAUAUUCUCAAAAGGUUUUUUUUAUGGGAUGCAAACUUACCAAGCACAUAAAUGUUGUCUGUCAUUUUGUCAUUUUUUUCAAAGAAUUGACCCCCAAAUAUAAUUGAGAACUCUCACAAAACAAAACCUCUUUUGUUUUUGUAACAAGAGAUACUCAGCCAUACAAAUAUUAAAGAUUCCUUUAACCUACUGUAGCUUUAAAGGACCUCUGUGCAGAUCAGCUCAACUCUGAUUGAGCCUGCAAAUCUAAUUGGAACUGUUGCUGCAGCACUUGCAAUGUUGCACAAUUCAUCCUUAUAGAAACCCCUGAGGUAUUUAGUCUCUCUACAAACCUGCCUGCAUAUCUCAGCUGGAUUCAGAUUCAUGUUGAUGCACCUACAUAUUCACAAAAACAUCAGAUGUACUACAUAGUGCAGCUUUGGCUGAGGAUUUCCCUCCUAGCAUUAACCACAGGAGAAAAAUCCAACCGAGCAUUGCUCCUGGAAAAUCACUAACAGGACUCAUUUCAUGGUUUCAGGUCAAAGAUGUAUCCAAACGAAGAGGAUUGUGGGAGAGUGAGUUUGUACAUAUUAUAAGGUCACUUGCUGCUGUGAAUCUUAUCUGUGCACUUUCCUGACGUGUGCGUUAAAGAUGCCUGCUCUGUGUUUGUGUGUCUGUCUUGUAUUGUUUCGAGCUUUCCUCUGAAUGUAGUCGUUAAAACAAAACAGAAGCAUGGCACAUGUCAAUGUAAUGCAGAUGUUAUGAUGUAAAUAUGUACCUAAAUAUAUGAAGAAGCUAUUUUUUGCAUGCUUUUUAUACACCUAGACAUAAUCAAAGACAAUAAAAAGACAAUCUGAACUCUAA
Notolabrus celidotus (New Zealand spotty) is the source of this 8093-nucleotide messenger RNA. RefSeq names its product calcium/calmodulin-dependent protein kinase kinase 1, alpha a (gene camkk1a). Lineage: Eukaryota; Metazoa; Chordata; Actinopteri; Labriformes; Labridae. The coding region runs from base 788 to 2323 and encodes 511 amino acids. Gene Ontology annotation, molecular function: protein kinase activity; ATP binding. The transcript has 17 exons. The record is from RefSeq and is a predicted model, not a curated record. Gene Ontology annotation, biological process: activation of protein kinase activity; protein phosphorylation; CAMKK-AMPK signaling cascade.